This is a messenger RNA of Planococcus citri (citrus mealybug), 2609 nucleotides long. Its product is annotated as pancreatic lipase-related protein 2-like. Gene Ontology annotation, molecular function: lipase activity. The record is from RefSeq and is a predicted model, not a curated record. Gene Ontology annotation, biological process: lipid catabolic process. The coding region runs from base 1198 to 2400 and encodes 400 amino acids. Lineage: Eukaryota; Metazoa; Arthropoda; Insecta; Hemiptera; Pseudococcidae. The transcript is spliced from 11 exons.
ACUUCAAUGAAACACGUCGAGUUUUCACCUACGGAAUUUUUUGUUUCUAUUUUCUGUUUUUUCUUUCACUUCUUUCAUUUUUUUUUUUUUGUUAAACCACACGACCUUGCAAAACACAAACGAACCAUUGAGAUAAUUCGUUGCUCAAAGCACACGCGCGCCGGCCGUUACACUAAAACGCGUUUCUUCCUAAUUUCUUUACUUUAUUUUGUAUAAAUUGUUAAAAUUCUCGCAGCACGAUCUUAUCCUGGGCGCAAAUAUUUCUACCUUUCGCGAAUACCUACUCGUCGUAUAUUUCACUCACGUAGUUCAUAACAAACAAAUUUCGAUAGCUGCUGCUUAGAAAGAAGAAAAAAAUUUAUACGCGAACAGAGAACGAAAGCUUGGGGGUACGAUUUCCCCUGCUAUACGAGUAUGCUGCUGGUGGCCGUUGCGUUUGUGCGAAUGAAAUUCCGGAUAUAUUAUGUACAACGUAUCCGAUCAGGUACCUAUAUGGUAUGCUGGUAAAAUGAACGGAAAUUGAGAAAGUUGGCGAAAAUUGCUAUAAGAAUAUGGUAGAGUAGCGUCGUCGUCGUCGUCGUCGCAGUCGCAUCGUAGACCUUUGGAGGCUUUUCAGCACAACUCAAGUCCACAGCGGAGGCGCUAUAAUUUUCAAGGAAUUUGUUUCCAUCAAAACCAACAACUUUAAUGAGUGACGAAUCACAUUUUCAAAAUAAUUCGAAUUUUUUUCACAAUUUUGAGGGGCAGAAGGAUUCUAGUCGAAUCCAAAAAAAAGAUUCUUCAAAAUCAGACAUCCUGAAUAAGAAUCAGUAAGUCUAGCUCUCGUUCGUUUCUGAAUCGACCCAUCUCUGCUGACAUAUGAUCACAAAUCUCAUAAAUUGAGUAAGAGUUGGAAUCUCACGACGUACCAAAACAACCAACACAUGUUAGAACAUCCAAUUCUAUAUUAUAUGUAAAUAUUUUGAAACUACGCAUAAAUGAGAUCACAUCAAGCAUGCGACAAUGAAUACCCGGAAACGAUACAUAAUUUCAACAUCGCAAACAUGUAUACCUACUAGCCAGCUAUCGAUUAACAUUCAAUAACACACAAUUAAAUUUUCGAAUCGUACAACCAGUCGUGAAACUAAACUACGGGCUGAAAAUUGGUUAUUCAUUCGUCAUUUACUGGACGCGAGUUUCAUAUGUUUUGAAAUCAAAAUGAGUAUCGAAUAUUUCUUUGGUAUUACAGUGAUGAUGCAAAUUAUCACUGAAAUAAGAACUGAAGACCUUAACUACCCAUACGAAAAAUGGCGUUACGAAGUACUCGUAAUUAAUGCAAAUGAGACAAACGCAAUAAUUAUGAAUACAAUGUAUCCGCUAAAGCAGAUGAAAGUUUGCGCGUACCAUUUGGAAGAUAGAUACAAGCAUUAUAACAACGGAAAGUAUCAACUAACUGAACAACUAACCAAUACAUCCUCAAUGAGCAUUUUAUUACGUUAUGUACGAAGACAUCGUCACUUAGUUUUUAUUAUUCACGGAUUUUUAGAUGAUGGACGGCAUUCUGGAUGGGCUUCUUACCUGGGAGAAGCAAUUAAACGACAACAACCAGGAACUAUGGUACUCGUAAUCGAUUGGUCGGAUGGAUCUAAAACUUUAAAUUACAGAUACGCAUCCGCAAGUGCAAUGGAAGUUGCGGAUAAGCUAGCCAACUUUAUACGACAGAUUCUGUCCGCGAGGGAAUUAAACGUACAAGUGCAUAUCAUAGGUCAUGGCUUAGGAGCUCUAAUCGGUAGACGGAUCGUUGGCCGAGUACCCAACAUACACAGAUUCACUAGUUUGGAUCCAUUCGGAAUUGAUUUUGAAACGUAUCGCUUCGGCAAUGGAAAGGCAGAGAAAACGGAUGUUAUUCAUACAGAUGCAUUUGUGAACGGUUUCGGCGAUCCGAGAGCUUUUGGCACGGUUGACUUUUACAUGAAUAACCGCGACCGCAAAACGAAAGAUCAACCAGGAUGUAAGAAACCUGCAGGAAUCAACGUUAGACAUCUUUUAAAUCGAGUACAGCAUUUUAGAUUUCCAACGGUUAAACAUCAAUUCCACCAAUUACACCGAAUCUUUCAUUUGCUCAGACGGAGCCUAUGUUCGCACGGCAGAGCUGUGGAGUAUUUUAUCGAAGCAGUCAUGAACCCAAGUUGUAAAUUCGCAGGAAAAACGCUAGAAGAAUUCGGGAAACUCAGAGUACUAGGAUUGGAUACAUUCGACACCAUCGACCGGCCGCAAUCUAUCGAAAUAAAAGUUUACGCAGAUACAAACAGUUCGUAUCAUUUUUGCCCGUAUGCGGUAAGGCCGCGACCGCUACCGCCACCGCCACCAGCGCAGCCUUGGAUCAGAGUUGACACUAACAUCACUCUUCGGGGGGGAUAAGGCAUGCGGCGAUGUUAAAAUCAAUUGAGUGCGAGAAAAAGAAAGACCGCUUAGAUCCACGUGGAACUUUAAAUACCUUUUUUAAAAAUCUGAUAGCCUACAUACAUGGAUUUGAUUCCCUUAAGGAACGUAUUACUUGAACUGUGUUCACAAAGUAAAUAAAUGUUCUAUGUACCUAUACGAAUGAAUAAAUUUUAUUUUUAAAAUAA